GGAACUAAAAAGACGAGCAUCGGCACGACUCGAGACGAGAAAGACGACACAAAAGAGAAAUAUAAUGCAAUUUUAACUGCAAUUUCUUCUUUGAUUUCGCAGAAGAAUGCCUCUACGAUUACUUUUAAGGUUUUUGAAUAAUCAGCAAGUCGUGGAGCAGUUGGCCAAUACAUCAAUAAUCCGCCGUUUUGCACAGCUAACACAUUACACUUAUAUAAGAGCAACUGUUUGGGGUAACCAAGUGCUCAACAAAAUGGCAGAAAGUACAGUAAAAGAACCAGACCAAGAGAAUCAGAAAGAUUCAGGAAGAUUGGCUUCAUUUUCCAGAACAUUCAUGGAAAACAUCCAGAAAGAAAUCGAAGCUUCACAAAAAGGGAAGAAAAAUCCUUAUGACUAAUUCACAGAUAAGACACUUGUAGAUACCUACACUGUAAAUAGUAUUUAGAGAGGAGAACUAGUGUAAAUGCAAAACCAAAAUGUAUAAUUUUCAAAUGUGGUCCUUUUGGACCAAUAUUUUUUAUGUAAAAAAUUAAUGAUUAUACAUAAUCUAUAGGUCUGCAUCACUAAAGCAAGUUUAAUUGACCAUUCAUGGAUCCAUGAAAGCCUUUAUACUAUAUUCACAAUAUUAUUAAAUUAUUGAUUUCAAAUCUGAAACGAAAAA
Messenger RNA from Actinia tenebrosa (Australian red waratah sea anemone), 661 nucleotides. RefSeq lists its product as uncharacterized. The record is from RefSeq and is a predicted model, not a curated record. Lineage: Eukaryota; Metazoa; Cnidaria; Anthozoa; Actiniaria; Actiniidae.